CGGACCAAGCGAAUUAAACCGGUUCCAAUCUAUAAGCCCUAAAUUCCCAAAUCAGAUUCUCACUUUUGCUUUCUUCAACCUGUCGACAACACUCCCGAUUUUGCUCUGACAGUGUGUUUAAAAACCAAUGGCGCUAGUUGUGAUUUGUGGGCAACCUUGUAGUGGUAAGUCAAUAGCUGCAGUAACUUUAGCUGAAGCAUUGAAAGAGUCUGAAACGAAACAGAAUGUUAGGAUCAUCGAUGAGGCUUCGUUUCAUCUAGACCGCAAUCAAAACUAUGUUAACAUGCCUGCUGAGAAGAAUCUGAGAGGAAAGCUUAGGUCAGAUGUUGAUAGAUCAGUUUCGAGAGGCGAUAUUGUUAUUGUAGAUUCCUUGAACAGUAUCAAAGGUUACAGAUAUGAGCUUUGGUGUAUCGCGCGUGCUGCCGGGAUUAGGUAUUGUGUUGUUUAUUGUGAUGUGGAUGAAGCUCAUUGCAGGCAAUGGAAUAAAGAACGCAGUGAUAGAGGUGAGGAUGGAUAUGACGAUGGUAUAUUCGAAGAUCUGGUUAGAAGAUUUGAGAAACCUGAGAGAAGGAACCGAUGGGAUUCACCUCUCUUCGAGCUAUACCCUUCUCGAGAAGUAAUAGAUAAAUCCUCUUCUGUGAUUUUAGAGGCUGUGACUUAUCUAACCAAGACUGUUGAUUCCAAAACCCAAGAUGUGAGAAUUCUCCAACCAAGUAUUGCGACUCAGGCUGCUAGAUUUUCAGAAGCGAAUUCUCUUUACGAGUUGGACAGAGCGACACAAGAAAUCAUCAACGCGAUUGUGGAACAACAAUCACUUGGUGGGGCUAUAAGCAGAGUUACUCUGGGAAAUGAACUACCUCCAAUCGAAAUCAGCAGACCGAUUGGACUACCGGAGCUAAGGAGGCUUCGAAGAACGUUUGUUAAAUUGAUGGGUCAAUCGAGUCUGAGCGGGCCACCAUUACCAACUGAUGCAGAAAGUGCAAAGAGACGUUUUGUGGAUUACUUGAACAGAGAGUUUGGAGGUAAUAACGCUUGAAAUUUGUGGGUAAAAAACAUCUUACAAUUUGGUUUUGUAUUUUCUUAACUCAAGUCAAGUUUCAUCCUUGUUUGUUGUUCUUCAAUGAAAUUUUGGGGCUAAAUUGAUGUGUUAUUCUAAUGCAAACAUAUAAUGAAUGAUACUUAUUUAUCAA
This is a messenger RNA of Arabidopsis lyrata subsp. lyrata, 1190 nucleotides long. RefSeq names its product protein KTI12 homolog. The transcript is spliced from 2 exons. Bases 128 to 1036 code for a protein of 302 amino acids. NCBI's taxonomy places the organism in Eukaryota, Viridiplantae, Streptophyta, Magnoliopsida, Brassicales, Brassicaceae. The record is from RefSeq and is a predicted model, not a curated record.